Messenger RNA from Opisthocomus hoazin, 2756 nucleotides. The record is from RefSeq and is a predicted model, not a curated record. Lineage: Eukaryota; Metazoa; Chordata; Aves; Opisthocomiformes; Opisthocomidae.
CGCCAUGGUUUCCCCUAUCAACCUUCAGCCUUGGCAUUUGAUCCUGUUCAGAAAAUACUGGCCAUUGGGACUCAGACUGGAGCACUAAGGCUUUUUGGUCGGCCAGGAGUUGAAUGCUACUGCCAACAUGACAGUGGAGCUGCAGUAAUCCAGCUUCAGUUCCUGAUUAAUGAGGGAGCUCUUGUGAGUGGCUUGGCUGAUGAUACGUUACAUCUGUGGAACUUGCGUCAGAAGAGACCUGCUAUUCUUCAUUCACUUAAAUUUAACCGAGAACGGAUAACAUUUUGUCAUCUGCCUUUCCAAAGUAAAUGGCUCUAUGUGGGCACCGAAAGAGGAAACAUUCACAUUGUCAAUGUGGAAUCAUUUACUCUCUCAGGCUAUGUCAUCAUGUGGAAUAAAGCCAUCGAACUGUCACCUAAAUCUCACCCAGGACCUAUUGUCCACAUUAGUGACAAUCCAAUGGAUGAAGGAAAGCUUCUGAUUGGCUUUGAGUCUGGAACAGUGGUAUUAUGGGAUCUGAAGUCAAAGAAGGCAGAUUACAGAUACACACAUGAUGAGGCUAUCCACUCUGUGGCUUGGCAUCAUGAAGGAAAACAAUUUAUUUGUAGUCACUCAGAUGGUACUUUGACCAUAUGGAAUGUAAAAUCUCCUACCAAACCAUUCCAGACAAUCACUCCACACGGAAAGCAGCUGAAGGAUGGAAAGAAGCCAGAACCCUGCAAACCUAUUCUUAAGGUGGAAUAUAAAACUACUAGAGCUGGGGAGCCUUUCAUCAUUCUCUCAGGAGGCUUGUCAUAUGACACUGUAGGAAGAAGACCCUGUUUAACAGUUAUGCAUGGGAAAAGUACUGCUGUGCUAGAAAUGGAUUAUUCUAUUGUUGAUUUUCUAACCCUUUGUGAAACACCAUAUCCUAAUGACUUUCAGGAACCAUACGCUGUAGUUGUUCUCCUAGAAAAGGACUUAGUACUGAUUGACCUUGCACAAAACGGGUACCCUAUAUUUGAGAAUCCCUAUCCUUUGACUAUACACGAAUCACCGGUUACAUGUUGUGAAUAUUUUGCUGAUUGUCCUGUGGACCUCAUACCUGCACUCUAUUCAGUUGGCGCCCGACAGAAACGUCAAGGUUACAGUAAGAAGGAAUGGCCUAUCAGUGGAGGCAACUGGGGUUUGAUCACUCAGAGCUAUCCAGAGAUAAUUAUUACAGGGCAUGCUGAUGGGUCAAUCAAGUUUUGGGAUGCCUCAGCAAUAACGCUGCAAGUACUCUAUAAGCUAAAAACAGCCAAAGUUUUUGAAAAAUCACGGAAUAAAGAUGACAGGCCAAACACAGAUAUAGUAGAUGAAGAUCCAUAUGCUAUUCAGAUCAUCUCAUGGUGUCCAGAAAGCAGAAUGCUGUGCAUAGCUGGAGUUUCUGCACAUGUCAUUAUUUACAGGUUCAGCAAGCAGGAAGUGACAACAGAAGUCAUUCCGAUGCUGGAAGUACGUCUGUUAUAUGAAAUAAAUGAUGUUGAAUCUCCAGAUGGUGAGCAGCUGCCACCUUUACCAACUCCAGGCACAGGUUCCAAUCCUCAAUCCAUUGUUCCCCAGUCUCAUCCAUCUACUAGUAGCAGUUCAUCUGAUGGACUUCGUGAUAACGUCCCAUGUUUAAAAGUUAAAAAUUCUCCUCUCAAGCAGUCUCCAGGCUACCAAAUUGAGCUAGUUAUCCAGUUAGUGUGGGUGAGUGGAGAACCUCCUCAACAGAUAACCAGCUUAGCAGUCAACUCAGCGUAUGGCCUAGUAGUUUUUGGAAACUGUAAUGGUAUUGCCAUGGUUGAUUACCUUCAGAAGACAGUGCUCUUGAAUCUAGGCACUAUUGAACUGUAUGGCUCCAAUGAUCCUUAUCGCAGGGAGCCACGAUCUCCCCGAAAAACUCGGCAACCAUCUGGAGGUCUUUGUGAUAUCAAUGAAGGUACAGUGGUGCCAGAAGACCGCUGCAAAUCCCCCACUUCAGGUUCUGGUUCACCAAACAAUUCUGAUGAUGAUCAAAAAAUGAAUAAUUUUAUAGAAAAGGUGAAGACCAAAAGCAGAAAGUUUUCCAAGAUGGUAGCCAAUGACAUAGCAAAGAUGUCCAGGAAGCUAAGUUUGCCAACAGAGUUAAAGCCUGAUUUAGAUGUCAAAGACAACUCUUUCAGUCGGUCCCGGAGUUCUAGUGUAACUAGCAUUGAUAAAGAGUCACGCGAGGCAAUUUCAGCUCUUCAUUUUUGUGAGACUUACACAAGAAAGGCUGAUACAUCACCUUCCCCAUGCCUGUGGGUUGGGACCACACUGGGUACAGUGCUUGUCAUUGUACUGAACUUACCCCCAGGAGGAGAACAAAGACUUCUUCAGCCAGUAAUUGUUUCUCCUAGUGGAACCAUCCUGAGGCUAAAAGGGGCAAUCUUGAGAAUGGCUUUUCUGGAUACCACAGGAUCCUUGGUCCCACCAGCACAUGAACCCUGGAGGGAACACAAUGUUCCUGAAGAUAAAGAUGAAAAAGAUAAAUCAAAAAAGCGACGACCUGUCUCAGUGUCCCCCUCUUCCUCUCAGGAAAUCAGUGAAAACCAAUAUGCAGUGAUAUGUUCAGAAAAGCAAGCAAAAGUUAUCUCACUGCCAUCCCAGAACUGUAUUUAUAAGCAAAACAUAACAGAGACUUCUUUUGUUCUUCGUGGAGAUGUAGUGUCGUUGAGUAACAGUAUCUGCCUUGCAUGUUUCUGUGCCAAUGGACAUAUUAUGACUUUUAG